Messenger RNA from Paraphaeosphaeria sporulosa, 2289 nucleotides. RefSeq names its product oligopeptide transporter. The transcript is spliced from 3 exons. NCBI's taxonomy places the organism in Eukaryota, Fungi, Ascomycota, Dothideomycetes, Pleosporales, Didymosphaeriaceae. The record is from RefSeq and is a predicted model, not a curated record. Gene Ontology annotation, cellular component: fungal-type vacuole membrane. Bases 1 to 2289 code for a protein of 762 amino acids. Gene Ontology annotation, molecular function: oligopeptide transmembrane transporter activity.
AUGUCUAACAAUCCUGAGGUGAUGGACGUGAACGUCGACCCUUUGGGUCAGGUCAACCCCAAGGUGCCUGCGAACACGGAGAAGGAAAAUACCUUCAACACGCCGGCUCAUGCCUACGCUCAUGACGACGAGAAGGAUCUCGACGUUGAGCGUAUCAAGUCUCUCGACGAUGAGCACCACGACGAUUUCACUAUCGAUCCGUUCAAGCCCUUCGACGAUCUUCCUGAAGAGGGCAGGCACAUCCUUACCAUUCGAGCCAUCUUCGUCGGUCUCUGCUGCGGUGCUCUUGUCAAUGCCUCCAACGUUUACCUUGGUCUGAAGACGGGAUGGACCUUUACCGCCAACUUGUUCGGUGCCAUCGCCGGUUUUGCCGUCAUCAAGUUCCUGUCCAGGGUUGUGCCCGAAAGCUGGCCCAUGCUCGGAGGUGGCUUCGGUCCUCGCGAGAACAACAUCUGCCAGACCGCUGCCAUGGCCUCUGGUGGUCUCUCCAGUGUCUUCGUCUCCGCCUUCCCGGCUAUGUACCAGCUUAAAUUGCUUGGUGCGACCCCCAAGGACGACUACUGGUCGAUUGUGGCCCUUGCCGCUGUUUCUGGAUACUUUGGUUUCUUCUUUGCCACGCCUCUGCGCAAGUUCUUCAUUGUGUACGUCGCCCGCGAGCUUCGCCUGAUCUUCCCGACGCCUUCUGCCACCGCCAUGACCAUCCGUUCCAUGCACCAGGCCGUCACUGGAGAGGCAAUUGCGAAGAUGAAGAUGAAGGGCUUGUCGAUUUCAUUCGCCGGCGCGCUUGUCCUGCGAGUCGUUUCCCAGUACGCCCCUGGUAUUCUCUGGGAUUGGCACUUCUUCACCUGGUUCCAUAUUUGGUCCAAGUACCACUCUCACGCACUCGCUGUUGAGUCGUGGGGCUGGUUCCUCGAGUGGACUCCCGCUUUUAUCGGUUCCGGCAUGCUCGUCGGUCUGAACGUGUCCAUCUCGUUCUUAGGAGGGUCUAUCCUCGCCUGGGGAAUCAUCGGCCCGGCUCUCGUGCACAACAACAAGGCCUGGGGCACCAACCUCGGAGAGGGCACCAAGUGGGACGGAUACACCAACUUCGCAUCCCUUAGCUUGGCCGCUUGCAACAAGGACUACCCGUCUCCUCGGUACUGGCUACUUUGGCCCGGUGUGCUUCUCAUGAUUGCAGUCUCUUUCACGGAGCUCAUCCUGCAGUGGAAGGUUCUCUACUUUGGAUUCAAGGCUCUCUACCGUGGUCUUGCUGCUGGUCUCUAUGCCUUGGGCCAAAAGGCCGGUCGCGACCUAGCUUGGGCGAAGAAAGCUGGUGCCCGGGCUGACGAGGACCUCGUCGAGGACUCUGCUGCGCCGCACGAGCAAGUCAAGAUGUGGAUGUGGGCUCCUGGUCUGGUCCUUAGCAUCGUCUGCAUCUGCAUUGUCCUCGGUGUCCAGCACGAUAUGCCCGUCGGCAUGUCGCUCUUGUCCGUCUUCCUCGCCUUCUUCUUCUCCUUCGUCGCCGUACAGUGCACGGGUAUCACCGACAUCACGCCUCUUACUGCCGCGUCCAAGGCUUCGCAGAUUAUUCUCGGUGGUGCGACCAAGGGCGAGCACUGGGACAUCACCAGGGCUCAGCGACUCAACCUCUUCGGUGGUGCCAUGUGCAGCAUGGGUGCUAGCCAGGCCACUGACCUUGUCUGCGAUUUCCGCACUGGCUUCCUCCUCCGCACACCCCCGAUCUACCAAUGGCUCGCCCAAGGUCUCGGCACCAUCGUGGCCAUGUUCCUCGCGCCCGCGAUGUUCCAGCUUUUCGCGACCGCUUACCCCUGCAUCAUCGACAUCGACGCCGAGACCUGCGCCUUCGGUAUCCCCUCCGUCUCCGCCUGGCGCGCAACCGCCGUUGCUGUCACAGACCCAACCUUCCCCAUCCCGGCCUCGUCCGGCUACUUCGCCAUCGCCUUCGCCAUUUUGGGCUCGGCCUUGACCGUUGUCCGCCACUACGUCUGGGUCGGCCGCCUCGAGUGGAUGCGCAAGUACCACCCCAACAUGAUGUGCGUCGGUCUCGCUUUCGUGCUUGCGCAGACUCAAUACGGAACCGCCAUGACCAUCGGCUCUGCCAUCGCUGCGUACUGGCAGGCCAAGAACCCUGAGCACUUCGAUAUCUACGGGUACGCUGUUGCCGCUGGUCUCAUUGCCGGCGAGGGUAUCGGUGGUGUCAUCAACGCCGUGUUCCAGGUUGCUGGCAUCGCGGGUGAUAAGUAUGGCUCUUGCAUUGCGUCGCCUGCGGGCGAGAUUGUUGGAUGCUAG